Messenger RNA from Podarcis lilfordi (Lilford's wall lizard), 12643 nucleotides. NCBI's taxonomy places the organism in Eukaryota, Metazoa, Chordata, Lepidosauria, Squamata, Lacertidae. The record is from the annotation of a GenBank genome assembly.
ACAAUGCAACAGGCUCUCUGGUAGAAGCAUUUCCCGCACUGCAGGUCGCUUUGGGAGCUCAUCACGGAAGAGAAGCUGCAUCUGACUCAUGUAACAGAUGAAUGCGGGUGAGAAGCAAGAGAGGGAAGAUACGGGUCUAAGGGUUUAUCCACACUUACACUUGAAUCCCCCACCCCACCCCCAAAACGGCUCUAUUGUGCUCAGUUACAGGAGCAAGCAGCAAUUCAGAUUUUCCCCAGUUUGGCCUUUAAUCCAACCUAUCUCUAAAGAGCAGGUUUUUCCCUUGGAAAGGAGUGGGAUAAGGGGAAAACUGCCCAGACAUGUACUUUCCUAAGCAGAUGUGUGAAGAAAAGAGUGGGGAGAGGCUGAAUUGUAGAAUCAAAAGAAUUGAGAGUUGGAAGGGGAUCUGAGGGCCAUCUAAUCCAACCCCUGCAAUAGAGCCAUUGGAAUAUGCAGUGGUAAUGCGUAGAUAUCUAGAACCAUGGAAGGGGGGGAGGGAAGUUGAUGACUAUGAUUGUGUGAGUAAAUUGAAUGGAAUAUGAAAACUUGUAAUGGAAAAAAGCACAUUAAAAAAAAUUGAAAAAGAGAAUGCAGUGUCAGGGCUCUAGCACCAAACCAGAGCCCUUGCUCUGCCCUCCCCGAAGCCAGAUAUAGUCAUACCUCGGGUUAAAUAUGCUUCAGGUUGAGUGUUUUCAGGUUACGCUCCCCAGCAACCCGGAAGUAACGGAAUGCAUUACUUCUGGGUUUUGCCGCUCUUGCAUGCGCAGACGCUCAAAAUGACGUCACGCAAAUGCGCGGAAGAGGCAAAAUAUGACCCGCACAUGCUCAGACGCACAGUCGUGGGUUACGUUCUACUCAGGAUGCGAAUGGGGCUCCGGAACGGAUCCCGUUCGCAUCCAGAGGUACCACUGUAAUUGUAAUUCUGGUUUUUCUUUUGCCUCUUAUAUUGUCUUUUCUUGUGCCAUGGAAUUCCAAUUGUAAUAGCAAUAAAAUGAAAUAUAAAAAUAAGAUUCAAAAUAAUAAAUAAAAGAAGUAAUUAAAAUGCAACUGAACAAACAUACAGCAUCUGUUUUUCAACAGUCUACAGUUUUAAGUUCUGUUUUUUUAAAAAAACACCCUCCCAGAUCCCAUAAAUGACAGCUUACAUAGGGCUCAGCUGCAAGCAUUGUUUCUCAAACUUGAGGUGUUUUUGGACUACAACUCCCAUCAUCCCUAGCUAGCAAGACCAAUGGUCAGGAAUGAUGGGAGUUUGUAGUCUAGCAUUGUUUGGGUGGGUGCCUAAGUUUGAUAAAUACUGGAAGAGACUGCAUCUCCCAGAAGGCUUUGGGUUUGGAUAAGAAAGAAGACAAGGACUGGGCAGCCCCAGAAUGCAAUGGGAUUUUGUUUUCUCCCCUCAGCCCUCUUUCUCAAGGAAUCUUCUUGGUGGGAAGGGGAGGACGCAGAACAAUAUUGUUGUGAUAAGGAAAAUUAGGGGGGUGUUUGCAGGGUGUCCUUAGGGAGUUUUGGGAAGAGAAGCUGCAGCUGACUUGUGUAAUGUUAUAUAUAACAUAUAUGUGAAUGAGUGAGUGGUGCAAGGGCUCAGGUAGCAUCCUAGAGCCCCUCUGCCUUCCUUAAGCCAAAUAAUUAUAUUUAUUGUGCUUCUUUUGUUUAAUAGAAUCAUAGAAUCUUUGGACUGGAAGGGGUCCUGAGGGUCAUCUAGUCUAACCCCCUGCAAUGCAGGAAUCUCAGCUAACGCAUCCAUGACAGAGGGCCAUCCAACCUCUGCUUAAAAACCUCCAAGGAAGGAGAUUCUGCAACCUCCCGAGGGAGACCGUUCCCACGGUCAAACAGCUCUUAUUAUCAGAAAGUUCUUUCGUACGUCUAGUUGGAAUCUCCUUAUAUCAUAUUGUACUGUAUAUCAAACUUUAGUCCCCAGGUGUUGUUGGACUACAACUCCCAUCAUUCUUUGCUUGCAGGACCAGGGACCAGGGAUUAUGGGAAUUGUAGUCCAAAAAAACAGGAGCAAGAUUGAGAAACACUGGAAGAUACUACAUCUCCCAGAAGGCUUUGGGUCUGGAAAAGAAAGAACGCCAGGCGUGGGAAGCCCCACAAUGCAAUGGGCUCUUGCUUUCUCCCCUGAGUCCUCCUUAUCAGGGCAGGAAGUGGAGGAGGAAAAACAAGGGGUUUGCAAUAGGACUUUAGAGGGAAAAGCCUUUCUGUGAAGGCUGCACAUGGGGCAGGAUGGAAGUCGCUUGAAAGGUGUCCUUUGGGAGCUCAUCACAGAAGAGAAGCUGCAGCUGAAUUGUGUAACAGGUGAAUGUGGGUGAGAAGCCGGAAAGGGAAGACACGGGUCUAAGGGCUUAUCCACACUUACUCUUGAAUCCCCCCCCCCCAUAAAAACUGCUCUUUCGUGCUCAAAGGAGCAAGCAGCCAUUCAGAUGUCCCCCAGAUUGGCCUUUGAUCCAGCUUACCCAUAAAGAGCAGGUUUUUGGUAGUUGUAGUGCAAAAACACCAGGGGACUCAAGUUUGGGAAACUAUGCUUGCAGGAGAGGAGCAAGGGAGAAACUGCCCAGACAUGUGCUUUCCUAAGCGGAUGUGUGAAGAAAAGAGUAGGGAGAGGCUGAAUCAUAGAAGCAAAGAAUUGUAGAGUUGGAAGGGGAUCUGAGGGUCAUCUAGUCUAACCCCCUGCAAUGGAGCCAGUGGAAUAUGCAGUUGUAAUGGGUAGAUAUCUAGAACCAUGGAAGGGGGGAGGGAAGUUGAUGACUAUGAUUGUGUGAGAUAAUUGAAUGGAAUAUGAAAACUUGUAAUGGAAAAAAGCAUAUAUAUAUUUUUAAGAGAAUGCAGUGCCAGGGCUCUGGCACCAUACCAGAGCCCUUGCUCUGCCCUACAACUCCCAUCAUCCCUAGCUAGCAAGACCAGUGGUCAGGAAUGAUGGGAGUUUGUAGUCUAACAUUGAUUGGGUGGGUACCUAAGUAUGAUAAAUACUGGAAGAGACUAUAUCUCCCAGAAGGCUUUGGGUCUGGAUAAGAAAGGAGAGGAGGCAGAACAAUAUUGUUGUGAUAAGGAAAAGCACAUCAGGGGGGGGGUCGCUUGCAGGGUGCCCUUAGGGAGUUUUGGGAAACGAAGCUGCAGUCGACUCUUGUAAUGUUAUUUAUAAUGUAUAUAUGAAUGAAUGAAUGAAUGAGUGGUGCAAGGGCUCAGGUAGCAUCCCAGAGCCCCUCACUCCGCCUUCCUUUAGCCAGAUAAUUAUAUUUCUUUUGCGUCUUUUGUUUAAUAGAGUCAUAGAAUCUUGGGGCUGGAAGGGUUCCCGAGGGUCAUCUAGUCCAACCCCCUGCAAUGCAAGAAACUCAGCUAACGCAUCCAUGACAGAUGGCCAUCCAAUCUCUGCUUAAAAACUUCCAAGGAAGGAGAUUCUGCAACCUCCCGAGGGAGACCGUUCCCACGGUUGAACAGCUCUUAUUAUCAGAAAGUUCUUUCGUAAGUCUAGUUGGAAUCUCCUUAUAUCAUAUUGUACUGUAUAUCAAACUUGAGUCCCCAGUUGUUGUUGGACUACAACUCCCAUAAUCCUUUGCUUGCAGGACCAGUGGUCAGGAAUGAUGAGACUUUGUAGGGUGGGUACCCAAAUUUGAGAAACACUGGAAGAAACUUCAUCUCCCAGAAGGCUUUGGGUCUGAUAAGAAAGUAGGCUUGAGAAGCCCCACAGUGCAAUGCACUUUUGCUUUCUCCCAUCAGCCCUCAGGUACUCUUCUUGGCAGGAAGGGGAAGAGACAGAACAGGAUUGUUGUGAUAAGGAAAAGCACAUUGGAGAAAGACAGAGGUCACUUUCAGGGUUUCCUGUGGGAGUUUAUCACAGAAGAGAAGCUGCAGAUUACUCUUGUAACGGGUGAAUGUGAGUGAGAAGCAGGAGAGGGGAGAUAUGGGUCUAAGGGCUUAUCCACACUUUCUCUUGAAUCCCCCAGCCCACCACCAAAACUGCUCUUUCGUGCUCAGUUAGAGGAGCAAGCAGCAAUUCAGAUUUCCCCCAGAUUGACCUUUGAUCCAGCCUAUCCCUAAAGUGCAAGUUUUUCCCUUGAAAAGCAGCGGAGCAAGGGGGAAACUGCCCAGACAUGUGCUUUCUUAAGCAGAUGUGUGAGGGAAAGAGUGGGGAGAGGCUGAAUAGUAGAAUCAAAAGAAUUGUAGAGUUGGAAGGAGAUCUGAGGGGCAUCUAGUCCAACCCCCUGCAAAGGAGCCAUUGGAAUAUGCAGUUGUAAUGGGUAGAUAUCUAGAACCAUGGAAGGGUGGGGGGAGUUGAUGACUAUGAUUGUGUGAGUAAAUUGAAUGGAAUAUGAAAACUUGUAAUGGAAUAAAAGCAUAAAUAUAUAUAUAUUAAGAGAAUAUAUAUAUUAAGAGAAUGCAGUGCCAGGGCUCUGGCACCAUACCAGAGCCCUUGCUCUGCCAUCCCCGAAGCCAGAUAAUUGUAAUUCUGCUGUUUCUUUUGCUUCUUAUAUUGGCCUUUGAUCCAACCUAUCCUAAAGAGCAAGUUUUCCUCUGGAAAGGAGUGGGGCAAGGCAGAAACUGCUCAGACACAUGCUUUCCUAAGCGGAUGUGUGAGGGAAAGAGCAGGGAUAGGUAGAAUUGGAGAGUACGGAACUAUGGAAGGGAGGAAGGGAAGUCGAUGACCAUGACUGUGUGAGUAAAUCAAUGGAAUAUGAAAACUUGUAAUGAAAACGGCACAAAUAAUUGUGUGUGUAGAUAGAUAGAUAGAUAGAUAGAUAGAUAGACAGAUAGAUAGAUAAGGCGUUGCCAGGGCUCUGGCAUCAUCCCAGAGCCCUCGCUCCACCCUCCCGAAGUCAGAUGAUUGUAUUUUUGGGGGUUUUUUGUUUGUGUCCUAUUUUGUAUUUUCUUUUGCCAUAGAAUUCUGAUUGUAAUGCCAAAUUCAGCUAAAUCAUACAUUACAUUACAACCUCUGCUUGAAAACCUUCAUGGAAAGUGAGGUGUGUAUGUGAGAGAAAAGGGGGAUGUGAAGCCCCCUCAGAUAUUGUUUCUAAAAUUGGUGGAUGCAGUCUGCAGCAGUAUCACUGGAAAUAAUUGGUGGUGUAUCAAAAUUGGCUUAUUUAAAUUGCUGGUUGGUAAAAUCAAAAACUUAUUAGCAUACCAUUUACAAGAGGGCCCCCGAGAUUUCGACUGCCUAGGGGCCUCCACAGAGUUCAAUCCUGCGCUGGUGGGGGCAGGAAAACAAUAGGGAUUUUCAGGACAUAGACUUCCCAUAAGAAGCUUCUGGUUGUGGUGGGUAGAUUGGCAGACAGGAUUGUUGGGUUGCCAUGCACCCGGAACUUCCUGGAAAUAGCCAGGAUUCAGCUGUCGGAAAUGGUGUCUGGGCGGAAAUUGCUGUAAUGUCCGGAAAAACCCAGAUGUACAGAAACCCAUGUCAGAAGUGUAGAAUUUAGUGAAUUUCCAUGGGGGGGAAAAAGCUCGAAAACUUGUGUCCGGAUUUUCACUUUUUGAAAUAUGGCAACCCUAAGGAUCAGUGAGACACACUGACAAGUGUGAAGUUGAAACAAGAGUGUUUUGAAAGAGGAGGAGAAACUUCACCCUUUCCACUAAACUUCACCCCUUCCACUAAAAUUAUGCCAUGCAUAAUUUUAUAAAUUUCUAUCGUGUCACCUCUCACUUUGCUUUUCUGAAAAGCCCCAAAUGCUUUUUGACGUGAGGCGACCUGUAUUAUUCCAAAUGCAGCUGCACCAUAGAUUUGUAUAAUGGCACUAUGAUAUUGUAUGGAGAAUUUGCCUUUUUCACAGACUCCAUACACACACUGGACCAAAACCUUUGAGCUGUUCACUAUGACCCCAAGGUCUUCUUGCUGGUCAGUCAAAUGCCAGUAGGUUUCCGAGCACAAUUCAAAGUGUUGGUUCAAUUCAAAAUGUUGGGCGGCUGCCCUCCCAUCAGAUGUCAAGGAAAUAAAGAACUAUCUGACUUUUAGAACACAUCUGAAGGUAGCCCUGUUUAGGGAAGUUUUCAAUGUUUGAUAUUUUCUUGUGCUUUUAAUUCUGUUGGGAGCCACCCAGAGUGGCUGGGGAAAUCCAGCCAGAUGGGUGGGGUAUAAGUAAAUUAUUAUUAUUAUUAUUAUUAUUAUUAUUAUUAUUAUUAAUCCCAUAGGCGAAUGAGAGGCCAAUGCUAAAAGUUCUAUUUUCAUACAGGGUGGUAAAAAGAGGCGGUCCCACAUCCGUCGUGAUCCUCCGCCAAGCCGUCAGUUGAAAACCAAGGAGAAUGAUGCAGAAGCGCCUUUCCCUGGGAGCGAUGUUAUUGCUGGAACACUCCUACUGUCGCCCAGCCAGUCCAGGUAGGUCAGCGACUAAAUGGUUUUCACAUGCGUAUGCCCUGUGGAACACCUUCCCAUCUUCUUUUAGAAGACAUCUGAAGGCAGCCCUGUUUAGGGAAGUUUUUAAUGUUUGAAGGUUUAUUCUGUUUUUAGUCUUCUGUUGGGAGCCGCCCAGAGUGGCUGGGGAAACCCAUCCUGUUGGGCAGCGUAUAAGUAAUAAAGUUGUUGUUGUUGUUGUUAAAGAGGAAUCCAGAGGUCAUUGUGCAUCGGGGAAUCUUCUGGAAUGGAGAAAUAAGGAGCAAUUUAUGCAGACAGUGACAUUAUGCCACAGACUAUGCCAGAGGAGAGUGUCACACUCACCAAAGGCAGGUUAAGGGGAACACCAAGCCAAGAGGGAGCUGCUGGGGGCACCACAACAAUGAGGAACAUUGGAAGGGGAGAGUUGUUUGGGGCACCGAAUUUUGGUGUUUCACAGGGUGGUGUUGAAAUUUCAAAGCCCUCACACCUUCCUUGUGCAGCUCAAUGUAGCUUUCAAGGUGGGGUGGGGGUGCGAUUGUAACAACCUACCACUACCUCCUGACAAAGUAUAAUAAUAAUAAUAAUAAUAAUAAUAAUAAUAAUAAUAAUUUAUUUAUAUCCCACCCUCCCCAGCCAAAGCCGGGCUCAGAGCAGCUAACAACAAUAAAAGUAACACAGCAUUCUAAAAUCAAUUCAAAAUCAAAUUAAUGGCAAGCAUUGGGCCAGAGUUCUGUGAGGACUACCAAAGGAGGGGUCAGGCUGUGCCUUGGCCAAAGGCCUGGUGGAACCGCUCUGUCUUGCGGAAAGAUGUCAAGUCCUGCAGGGCCCUAGUCUCUUGUGACAGAGCAUUCCACCAGAUCGGGGCCACAGCCGAAAAAAGCUGUGUUUGGAAAAGUUUGGAAGUUUAGUCACCUUCGUGGAAUGCCAGCAAGAAACAUCAAAAAUGCUGCUGGGAUCCUGACCCCAAUGAUAAGGUGAUCUGGCUGGCAGCCUUGCACACUCACAUGCACAUCCUGAAAAGCCACUUCUGAGAGGGAGAGACUUCAUCAGGCAAGGCCUUCUUCCACCUGCCUUGUCCCAUCCUCCAGUCUCUGCUUCUCAAUUUUUUUUAUCUACUAUGUUAUGCACUGUGGCUUGCUGUUGUGUUAAUGAUUGUAGCUUGGACGCUAUUUAUUGUAAUUGUUAAGAGUGGGUUUCUGUUUAAUUUUUAUAUGCUGAUAAUUAAUAUUAUUCUAUACUAUUCUAAUGAUUGUUGAAUGCUAAUUUAUUUGAUGUAGGUUGCUUAUUUUAAAGUUAUGUUUUACUAACACAUUAGAUUGUUAUAAGGUGUACGUUCUUUGUUUCUUCAGCUUGUAAACCGCCUUGGGUAUCGUAAGAUAGAAAGACGGUUUACGAAUUAAAAGUGAUGAUGAUGACUAAAGUGAGGCCACUUUGGCUGGAGAACAGAGGGGCUGUGGGCCUACCCCUGGCUACACUUAAUGUAAAUUGUGGGGGGUUGUGAGAGCUUUCACAGUUUCAGGCUUCAUAUCUUGCAUAUCAUAGCACAACCAUUAUUCAGUUUACAAACUGAAUUGUGUGGUUCCUUCUCUUCCAGACUCAGACUAACUUUCCACCCUUCUCUCUCUCUAAGCAGAUGACACCAGCAGAAAAUAUACCUGCCCAAUCUGUGGCGAGUGCUUUGCCUCCACGUUGGCUCUUGCCAGACACCAGAGAAUCCACACAGGAGAGAAGCCCCAGAACGGCAGUGAGAGUGGGGAAUGUUUUGGUCAGAGUUCAGGGCUUUUGAGCCACCAAAGUACCCGCCAAAGAGAAAAACCCCAUAAGUGUGCAGAGUGUGGGGAAACGUUUUCUCAUCGAUCCGUCCUUCAGCUCCAUCGGAAGGUCCAUGCAGCAGACAACUCCUACAACUGCCGGAAGUGUGGAGAGAAACAUUCCCGACUCUCGGAUUUUGUGAAGCAUCUCAGAGCCCACGCAAGAAUAAAACCGUACAAAUGCUUGGAGUGUGGGAAAUGUUUCCCUCAGGAAUUGCAGCUUUGUGAACACCAGAGAGUCCACACAGGAAAUAAACAACACAAAUACUUACAGUCUGAGACGAGCUUUUCUAGACGGCGGCAACUGGUGAGACGUCAGCAGAUCUAUAAGGGGGGUAAACCCUAUAAGUGCAUGAAAUGUGGCAAAUCGUUUGCUCAGCACACUGUUCUUGUCAUCCAUCGGAGGGGCCACUCGGGAAAGAAACCAUAUAAAUGCUUGGAGUGUGGGGGAAAUUUCCCUAGCCGAUCAGUUUUUGUGAAACAUCAGAGAAUCCACACAGGGCCCCACAGAUGUGAUGGGUGCGGGAAAAGUUUUCUCUGGAGAUCACAGCUUCUUGUACACCAGAAAAUCCCCACGGGACAGAAAUGCCACAAAUGCAGUGAUUGUGAGUCAUCCUUCUCUUGUAGGCCACAACUUGUUAUUCAUCAGCGAACCCAUUCAGGAGAAAAGCCUCAUAUGUGCUUGGAGUGUGGGAAACGCUUCCCCACAAAAUCAGAUCUUGUUCAACACCAGAUAAUCCACCCAGGAAAGAAACCCUAUCAAUGCACAGAGUGUGGGAAAUGUUUUCUUGAUAAAUCUGCCCUUUGGAGCCAUCAGGCGGUUCACAGUGGAGAGAGGCCCCAUAAGUGUGUGGAGUGUGGGGAAAGGUUUGUUUCGCCGUCAGAACUUGAAAUCCAUCAGGGAAUCCACACAGGAGAGAAACCCUACAAAUGCAGGAAAUGUGGAAAAUGCUUUGCCGGCCUAGCAGACCUUGAUGAACACCAGAGAGUGCACACAAUAAAGGGGCCUUAUGAAUGUAGAGAUUGUGGGAAAUGUUUUUCUACUUCAUCACAUCUUAAUAGACAUAAGAAAGCCCACCCAGGGAAGCCAUAUAUAUGUUUGGAAUGUGGAAUGAUAUUUUCUCAUUCACAUACCCUUAAGGGGCACCAGAAAAAGCAUACAGUAAAUAGAUGCCAUGAAUGCUUGGAAUGUGGGAAAUGUUUUUCUAGGAGAGACGGUCUUGUGAUUCAUCAGAGAAUCCACACAGGGGAGAAGCCCUACAAAUGCUCAGUGUGUGGGAAAUGCUUUUCAAGGAGAGAGAGUCUUGUAAAACAUCGGAGAGUCCACCCAGGUGAGAUAUCCUAUAAAUGCACAGAGUGUGAGGAAUGUUUUACCAGCGAAUCACAGUUUAUCAUCCAUCAGAAAAGCCAUGCAGGAAAGAAACCCAACAAAUGCACGGAAUGUGGAAAAGUCUUUACCAAGAGUAAGAACCUUCGUAGACACGAGAGAAAUCAUACUCAUUCGGAACUCUACAAAUGCGUGGAAUGUCGAAAACACUUUGCCAGCCUAGCAGACCUUGAUGAACACCAGAGAGUGCACAUAGGAGAGGGGCCUUAUAAAUGUGAAGAUUGUGGGAAAUGUUUUUCUGUUUCAGCACAUCUUAUGAGACAUAAGAGAAUUCACCCAAGAAAGCCAUAUAUAUGUUUGGACUGUGGAAUGAUAUUUUCUCAUUCACAUACCCUUAAGGGGCACCAGAAAAAGCAUACAGUAAAUAGAUGCCAUAAAUGCUUGGAAUGUGGGAAAUGUUUUUCUAGGAAACACUGCCUUGUGCUUCAUCAGAGAACCCACACAGGGGAGAAGCCCUACAAAUGCUCAGAGUGUGGGAAAUUCUUUUCGAGAAGAGACGGUCUUCUGAAACAUCAGCGAAUCCACACAGGAAAGAUAGUCUAUAAAUGCACAGAGUGUGAGGAAUGUUUUGCUAGCGAAUGGCGGCUUAUGAUCCAUCAGAAGACCCAUGCAGGAGACAAACCUUACAAAUGCACAGAAUGUGGACAAUUAUUUACCAAGAGUAAGAACCUUCGUAGGCAUGAGAGAAAUCAUAAUAAAUCGGAACCCUAGAAAGCAUAUCUCAUAAUCCCUUGGACAAUCAAUACAGGAGACAAGCCCUACAAAUGCUUGGAGUGUGAAAAAUGUUUUUCUGAAAAGUUGGAGCUUCUUAUACCCAAGAGAGUCCACACAGGAGAGAGGCCUUACCGGUGUGUAGUGUGUGGGAAAUGUUUCUCACAGAGAAACCUUAAAAAACACCAGAGACUCCAUAAAGAAUAGAAAGCAUAUAAAUGUUGGGAGUGCGGGAAAUGUUAUUUAAAUAAGAUUUUGUUACAGAUUUUUAGUAAUACAAUAAGAUAAAAGAAACAAAUCUAAAUAAAAAACAGAAACAAAGAGAGACGGAUAAGAGAAAAUACCAAAGGAACACAACAAUAUAGAAGAAAAGAAAAGAGAAAACGACUUCUGAUUCUCCCAUCUGUUACAUAAAAUAAAUUAUUAAAAAUAUUCACCCUAGAAUGACAUCCAACAGAUCUACUUUCUGUUAGGUAAUAUUUUCCUAGUCUUCUAUCCCAAAUGUAUCUGAUUAAUUCAUAUUCCUUUAUAAACAAAAAGUCCAAAAGGGGUUCUCUAAUUAUUGCUAUUAAUAAAUUUCAGCAAUCAUUUUCCUCUAAACAAACAUAUGAACUUUACCUCUAUUAACUUCAACCAUUCCUCCAUAUUAAAUGUUAAAAUAUCUUUCCAUCUUUGUCCACACAAGAGUUUAUUUUAUUUAUAUAUUAAAAUAGUACGCCACAAUCCUUUUUUUAUUGUGUAUUCAUUAACUGAAUUUCCAGAUUGUAGACAGAGACCUUUCUCUCUCAACUCUGUCUCUGUUGGCUCAGGGUCUCUCUUCAUUUCUCCAUCCAUGGCUUCAUUCCACUCCUCCGACAUCACAACAAUUCUACUUUUUAAUUCCUCUAAACACCUCUGCGAAGAGCUUUUCCAUUUUCUGGCAACCCUUUAUCGAAAUUGCUCCCUGAAGUCUCUGUGUCCUCUUUGUUUCCAUUUUCCAUUUCAUCCUUCUCUCUCUCUCUCUCUCUCUCUCUCUCUCUCAGUUCUUAUUUGAUUUUUCAAAUACAGAUUUACAACAAAACCAAAUACAUUUCCAUAUACAGAGUUUUCUCCGAAUCUUGAGACACCCCCAUCCCCUCCAUGGGUCCUAAUGUCUGCAUUUUCAACUGCUUAUUAUUAUCAAAUCUAUAUUUUAUAUCUAUCCAUAUUAUCCAUCGAAUUUGUUACAUUACAAGUGAGAUUAAAAUCCUGCUAAUGUUUUCAUUUGCUUACGGUAGUCUCCUAAAUAAAUUAUAAAUUUUCCCCAUUCUUUCUUGAACUUUUUGUCUUCUUGGUUCCUGAACUUUCCAGUCAGUUUUGCCAUUUUGGCAUAGUCCAACAGCUUGAUUUACCAUUCUUCUCUGGGCGGGAUUUUGUCUUCGUUCCACCUCUAGGCUAGUAGCAUCCAUGUGGCUCUUGUCACAUGCAUAAAAGGUUUUCCUCCUUAUAAAAAAGCUGCUGGUUUUUUUAUAUAUACAAAAGUUAUUUUAAACAUUUUUUCCAAUUCAUUAUAUAUCAUCUCCCAGAAAGCUUUUAUUACCUCGCACAGCCACCACAUAUGAUAAAAGGUACCUUCUUUCUCUUUACAUUUCCAGCAGGUAUUUGUACUGGUUCUAUACAUCAUGGAACUUUGAAGUGUCAGGCAUAGCCCUAUUGGCUUUAGCCCAAACGUAGCAGAGUUUUCCUGCACAGCGAAGAAGCUAGUUGCGGCGAUAAUGACUAGUCAGCUAGACUCAGAAGAACUAUUUACAGGAUUUAUUAAAAGGAAAAAUAAAACCAGCAGAGUUUCUGCAUACAAAUAAAAGCAAAAUAAAUCCUUCCUUUCUCUCUCUCUCUCUCUCAUAACCAUACACAGCACUUCUACUCCUAACAACACCUCACAUCAAACUGUGCUAGCAAUCCCUAGAUAACAGAACAGAGUGCUGCUCGUUAACCAAUCAGAGUAAGCAGUUUCUAGGUCAAGCUGACCUGGGCUUUCUGCCAAGAGUAAAUUGACACAGCCCUGAGUUAAUUGUGCGAAGCUAGAAUCUGCAAGUUUCCCACGAGAACCAAUUAACAGAAACUGAACACCCCCUCACAGAUUCUGCUGAACAAUUAACACCAAAUACACCUAUGUAGGAGAUCAUUUUUCCAGCAAACCUAAACCCUUGCACAUUCGCUUGUUCUUUAUCUUUGCCAAUGGUUUACUUAACACAUCUGCUACAUUUUCUUCACUUGACACAUAAGUACAGGUGAUUACAUUGUCUUGUACACAGCAACGUACAUUUUGGUAUUUUACAGAGAUAUGUUUGGAACGCGAUUUGAAACCCUCUGUUUUACUUAAGGUUAUACAAGCUUGAUUAUCAAUGUAAACUUGUACUGGUUCUCCACAAUUUACAUUUAUAUCUGCUAACAAAUGCUUGAAAUAAAUCACCUCAUUGC